AAGAGUCAGGUGAGAUUUCUGACGACGUGAUGGUUCGCCAGAUGGAGGUGACGGCAGGUGGGCACACGCAUUGGAUCGCGUGGCUCAUUCGAUCACCGUCGCUUCGACAGAACGUCGCAACAGGUGAGAUCAUCAGCGUGAACAGCCGCCAUCAUGGAACGCUUGUUCAGGAAUCCCCGCAAAGUUAUGAUUCAGAUGGGAGCUGCUGCUUCUGCCUCACUGUCCUUCAUGAUCCUGGGAAUGGUUCGUGCCUGGUCCAGUCCCGGUAUGCCGUCGCUGAUCAAUUCAAAGGCAAUUCCUCUUACCGAAUCGGACGUUUCAUGGAUUAGCAGCAUCCCGCCGCUCGCCUCGCUGGUCGGAAGUUUGUUGGCUGGACCUUGUCUAACUUACCUGGGUAGAAGGCGAACUUUGAUGCUGAUUUCCAUUCCGUACAGCCUGGGAUUUCUGUUGAUCGGCUUCGCUUCGCACGUUUCGAUGCUUUACAUCGGACGAAUCCUGGAUGGAGCCAUGAUUGGCUUUACCGCGCCAUCAGCACAAAUUUUCAUUGGCGAAUGUGCAUCACCCCGAGUGCGUGGAGCCCUUGGAGCUUUCACCGCCAUCUUCCUUUCGUUGGGUAUUUUGAUCACCUACAUCAUCGGGGCUUUUGUUCCCUGGAACGUCUUGGCCUGGAUUCUGAGUGCCUUUCCAGCUCUACUCUUCGUCGCCAUGUACUUCAUGCCCGAAACGCCCACCUGGCUCCUGUCGAAGAACCGCGAAGAGGAAGCCAGGAAGUCGCUGCAAUUCCUGCGUGGAGUGCACACUGACGUUAGCGUCGAGUUCGAGCGCUUGAAGGCUAACAUGGCCAAAGGUACCAAUUCGCAGCAGAUCCAACCCAAAGAGCUGCUGAAAGGAUCCGUCAUCAAGCCGCUUCUGCUCUCGAUGGCCCUCAUGUUGCUCCAGCAGUUCAGUGGCAUCAAUUCCAUCAUUUACUUUACCGUUUUCAUUUUCCAGAGAGCCGGGAGCACCAUGGACAAAAAUUUGGCCACCAUUAUCGUCGGUAUUGUGCAACUCUUGGCCACUAUCGCAUCCAUGUUUUUGGUGGACAGGGCCGGGCGACGAAUUCUUCUUCUAGUUUCUGGCGUCGUCAUGGCAAUCUCUCUGGCCGGCCUGGGAGCCUUCUUCUACAUGGUUGAAAUCUACGGCCAGGAAGUCCAGCAAUCACUCGGAUGGCUUCCGCUGGCCAGUUUGAUCCUCUUCAUCAUCGCCUACUCUAGCGGUUUCGCCAAUGUUCCAUUUCUCAUCAUGGGCGAGCUGUUCCCAGCCAAAUUUCGGAGCAUUUUGGGGUCUCUUGCUUCUUGCUUCAAUCUACUCUGCACGUUUACAAUCAUUCGGAGCUUCGGUGACAUGAAUAAGACUCUGGGCGAAUACGGGACCUUUUGGUUCUACAUGUCCUGGUGCGUUGUGCGGGUUUUCUUCGUUUAUUUCUGCCUGCCCGAAACCAAAGGCAAAUCGUUUGACGAAAUCGAGCGGAUGUUCGCCAACAAGAAGAAGCGGCAGCUGUACGCCGAUGAAGCCGAGACGGCCGCCGGUCCGGCGGCGGACCGGAACGAUGUAGUCGCUGUCGAAACUGUUGUUCGCGCUCCGAUCGAAGAAAAAUUAUCGCAGCCACACUCUUAUGGCGGACACGAUUUGGAGAGUGAAGCGGAGGACAACGGAGAAGUUGUGCCCACUCCACUUUAGAAGUUGCCAUUCAACUAUAGCCGG
Daphnia pulicaria is the source of this 1743-nucleotide messenger RNA. RefSeq names its product facilitated trehalose transporter Tret1-2 homolog. The record is from RefSeq and is a predicted model, not a curated record. Bases 154 to 1719 code for a protein of 521 amino acids. The transcript has 7 exons. Gene Ontology annotation, molecular function: sugar transmembrane transporter activity. Gene Ontology annotation, cellular component: membrane. Lineage: Eukaryota; Metazoa; Arthropoda; Branchiopoda; Diplostraca; Daphniidae. Gene Ontology annotation, biological process: transmembrane transport; carbohydrate transport.